Messenger RNA from Sycon ciliatum, 2105 nucleotides. RefSeq names its product soluble scavenger receptor cysteine-rich domain-containing protein SSC5D-like. The record is from RefSeq and is a predicted model, not a curated record. Gene Ontology annotation, biological process: positive regulation of mitotic nuclear division; positive regulation of cell population proliferation; epidermal growth factor receptor signaling pathway. Bases 264 to 1616 code for a protein of 450 amino acids. The transcript has 9 exons. Lineage: Eukaryota; Metazoa; Porifera; Calcarea; Leucosolenida; Sycettidae.
UUUGUACCUCAGGAAAGUGUGAAAGUGCAAGGCAAGUGGUGUCUUGCUAGCUAAGUGAUUGGUUGUUAGCUAAAGCUUGGUUUUCGCUCCCAACGUUUAUCCAUUCUUGGAACCUCACAUUGUUCUAAUGCCGUGUAAUGGUCCAGGUAGUACAAAGGUCGGUGGUCAGCAAAGGGAUCCGCAAAAUAGAUUCCUGCUGAGUCUUUUUGCAGAGUGCUUCGUGGUGACCAAAGUCUGAAACGAUUUACGUCCAUUGUGAAAAGAUGGACUGCCGAUCGUGGAACGCUCUUUCCUUAGUUUCUGCCGUUCUAUGGAUAGUCUGCUUACCAAGCAUAUCCAACGCCACGACCCCGGCAGGACCUUCCACCACCACCGCUAGCUGCGCAAGUCUGACUUGUUACAACGGAGCAUAUUGUUAUAUAUUUUUUGGAACGCCCACCUGCAGCUGUACCUUGUUUUACUACGGUAUCCAGUGCCAAUACUAUGCGUUUGCAAGUGCAGCCACGCCAACACCAUCCUCAACCACUGAGUACACGAUCACGACCACUGGUAGCUGCGCAACUCAGACUUGUUACCAUGGAGCAUGUUAUCUAUCGUAUGGAACGCCCACCUGCGGCUGCAAAUUAUUUUACUACGGUUACCAUUGUCAGUACUAUGCGUUUGCAAUUGCGACCACGCCAACACCAUCCUCAGCCCCUGAGAUUGCGACCACGCCAACACCAUCCUCAGCCCCUGAGAGUAAGUUUCAGCCAUACGUGAUGCGAACAGAAUUCACAGUUGCGACCACGCCAACACCAUCCUCAGCCCCUGAGACCCCCGACUCCAGCCUGAGUGGAAGCACAAUUGCCUUGAUCUGCGUCUGCCUCAUCGUUAUCCUGUGUAUCGUCAUUGGCGUAUCUUGCCUGAUAGUCCGCUUUUCCAGAAAGCUGAGUCUGAAUCGGGAAUACCAGCUCCUUAUGGCUUCGGACGAGGAGGAACAAGAAGACACAGUACCAGAACCAACAACGACAACACCACCAACAACAACAAGCCACACUGUUGCACCCCCGAGCGAUCCAACCUUCCCCGGGCACACCACGUGUCUUGAGCGUGCUGCUGGCACAGUGCCCCCGCCAACACAAAACCCACAUGACACUGCAGAUGCAAUGUCCCAUCCAGAUCACAACCCACAUGACACUGCUGGCACAGUGCCCCAUCCAGCACACAACCCAUACGACACUGCCAGUACCAUGUCCCAUGCAGCUCACAACCCAUACUGUGCCGCCUACACAGUGCCCCAGCCAGCACACAACCCACAUCAUGCGGCAGGUAUGAUUCCCCAGCCAGCAUACAAUCCACAAAACACAGUCAGUGCAAUGUACCAUCCAGCCCACAACCCACACGAUACCAUGUACACAAUGCCCCAUCCAGCAGCACAUGACACACAUCACACGGCAGGCACAACGGAGCAGAAAGGAUACCUGCCUGGCCACAUGCCCGCAUACACAUCUGGUGCUUCAAUGCCUGGACUGGCCAGUAUGGCUGGCUUCUCGGCCGACCAAGCAGCUGCCAUUUCCGAAACAGCCCCGCCAGCUUAUGAAGAUUCCGAUCCAAUGCCCCAUUGUGUCAAGCAUUGACUUUUUUUCACAAGGCAAUAUUCGCUGCUUCCGAUUUAAACAGGAUGUGAAAGCUUACACCGGCAGGCAACAACUAGGCAUCUCUCUCCCGAUCUUGUUAGUGACAGUCAACGUGUUAUAAUACUUCGUUCCCCAUCUUAGUUCCCUCCAAUUGAGGAUUAUUCAAGGGGUUAUUUUUUUGAUUUGCCAAUGCUCCUUCAUGAUAGAUAUACCCAUUGCAUGAUCAUCCCACUUUUUCAGGAAUGUGUAGGUCGUGCAUUGUUACUGUCAAGGCUGCACUACAUAUCGCCUUGCAUCAUCUACUUUCGUUAACCGGUGUUACGCCUUAUCCUGGAUAUCACUGGAACGUCAUGUCCAUGGGAGAAAGAACUACUCACUGAAUUUUGUAUGUGCCAAGUAGCCUCGUUCGCUUGGCACUUCAUUCCGCCUCUCUGAUCCUGUUUUGCAAUUUGAAACACUUUAAAAAAAGUAUUUUAAAUUUGCCUUUGA